CUGUCUCUUUCCAAACAUGGUUUGUUCUAGUCUGUUCUCAUUCCUUCUCCUGACUUCAGAAGAAUUCAGCAGCUUGUACAACCUCCCUGACAACAGUGGUUGUUCGUGAAGGUUUUUUUUCCUCGAAGGCAUGCCGGAUUUGUUAAUCGGCUGUAUUUCACUUGAGAACGUAAUGGAUCUUCAGGAAUACUUCAGAAGGAUCGGGUUCGGCGGGACGUACGAGAAACCCGAUCUGGCCACGCUCCGCACCGUCCACGAGCUGCACGUGAUGAGCGUUCCCUUCGAGAACCUCAGCAUCCACUGUGGAGAGAGGAACACCAUGGACCUGCAGAUCAUUUAUGAGAAGAUUGUGAGAAACCGUCGUGGAGGAUGGUGCUGUGAAAACAAUCAGCUCUUCUCCUGGGUGCUGAGAGAGAUGGGCUACAAAUACACCACGCUGGGCUCUAGAGUCUUCAACACGCUCAAAAAUGACUACAACCCUUUCAAUUCACACCUCAUUAACAUGGUGCAGAUCGAAGGCAAGCCGUAUAUCGCAGACGUGAGUUUUGGAGUGUCCUGCCAAAUCUGGCACCCGUUAGAAAUGAUCGCAGGGAAAGAUCAAGAGCAGCCGGCGGGGAUUUUCUGUCUAUUGAAUGAUGGUGAAACUUGGACGCUGCAGAAGACUGGAAGGAAGCCGCUGGUCCAGAAUGAAGCCUUCGCCAAUUCCAGCCUCAUUGACAAGCGUGUCACGAAGACAAUGUACUCUUUUUUGUUAAUACAACGUGAGAUUGACCAUUUUCUGAACACAAGCGAGUACCUGCAGACCAGCCCCGAGUCUCUGUUCACCCAGAAAUCCAUCUGUUCCCUCCAGACCCCCACUGGAUUCAGAACUCUGAUUGGUUGGACCUUCAGUGAAGUCACAUUUAACCCUAAGGAAGACACGGACAUCAUCGAGAUGAGAGAUGUAUCUGACAGCGAGAUAGAGACUAUACUCAAGGAAAAGUUUAAUAUCGUUUUAGUUAAUAAACUGACACCAAUAAACAACAAAGCUGCAUUUAAAAUGUAGGACAUGGUGUGUAUACAAUGUGCAGAUUUUUAUCACGUAUCUCUAAUGAUCUAGUUGUUCCAGAUGUUGUGCAAUAUGAAAUAAGUAGGAAUAAAUUCUAUUUUAAGAUGUAGCAACCAGAAAAAUCUACAGAGAUCACUGAGCUGACAUCACGGUUGUUCUUUUUUUUUUUUUUUUUUUAAUGAGGAUUAGCCACAAAUUAAUACAAUAAGGCCAUAACACGUUAAAGUCCAAGAUUAAUAUUUUGAGGCAGUGCCAAAUAUCUCGUGGCCAAAUAUCUUAUGGGAAUGUCAUACUGAAUAUGUGGCCUCAUAUCAUCUUUAUGCACCGUUGCAAGACUGAAAUAAAGUAUAAUAUUACCGUA
Messenger RNA from Ictalurus punctatus (channel catfish), 1409 nucleotides. Its product is annotated as arylamine N-acetyltransferase, pineal gland isozyme NAT-10. The record is from RefSeq and is a predicted model, not a curated record. Bases 131 to 1045 code for a protein of 304 amino acids. Gene Ontology annotation, molecular function: acetyltransferase activity. NCBI's taxonomy places the organism in Eukaryota, Metazoa, Chordata, Actinopteri, Siluriformes, Ictaluridae. The transcript has 2 exons.